Aegilops tauschii subsp. strangulata is the source of this 1827-nucleotide messenger RNA. RefSeq lists its product as uncharacterized. The record is from RefSeq and is a predicted model, not a curated record. NCBI's taxonomy places the organism in Eukaryota, Viridiplantae, Streptophyta, Magnoliopsida, Poales, Poaceae.
GAGAAUUUUUGUACUAAAAAAAAAGAAUUUCAAAUUUGUUGCGAAAAUAUCAGCUUCUCUAACGGGAUUACUCACAACCAAAGAUUCAAUCUCCGUCCAUGCAGGCGAUCCUGAAUUCCUGACCGCCAAGCAUUCCACCUCCAUCCCUGCCACCCCUGCUGUGCCGCCUCCGCCGCUCCCCACAUACUCCCUCUCCUGCUCGGCGCCAGGCGCUGGUGACCCUGACAUCCCAAGCAACAUCUCUCAGACUCUGUCCCUCGCACUCUCCAAAAACGCAACAUGCGCCGCUGUCUCCGAGACACAGCUGGUUCCCCCCACUGCCGCCGCCAACACCUCCUGCCCCGCCUACUUCCGCUUCAUCCACGAGGACCUCCACCCGUGGCGCGCGGCGGGGGGCAUCACCCACACGAUGCUCGACCGUGCGCGCACCACAGCCAACUUCCGCCUCGUCAUGCUCCAUGGCCGCGCCUACAUCGAGCGCAUCGCGCCGGCCUUCCAGACGCGUGACCUCUUCACCAUCUGGGGCAUCCUCCAGCUGCUCCGCCGCUACCCUGGUCGCAUCCCCGAUCUCGACCUCAUGUUCGACUGCGUGGACUGGCCGGUUGUCCACCCUGACGAGUACCAGGGGGAGAACGCCACCGUCUUGCCGCCGCUUUUCCGGUACUGCGGCGACAAUGAGACACUCGACAUAGUUUUCCCGGACUGGUCUUUCUGGGGCUGGGCUGAGAUCAAUAUAAAGCCCUGGGAUGCGCUGCAAAAGGAUCUGGAUGCUGGCAAUAGGAAGGUGAGAUGGAUAGAUAGAGAGCCUUAUGCUUAUUGGAAAGGGAAUCCAGAGGUCGCAGCUAUAAGGCAAGAGCUGGUUAAGUGUAAUGUUUCCAGUGAGCAAGAAUGGAAUGCACGGAUUUACAAACAGGAUUGGGUCAAAGAGAGCAAGGCUGGAUACAAAAAAUCAGAUUUGGCCCGUCAAUGCACCCACAGGUACAAGAUCUACAUCGAAGGAUCAGCGUGGUCAGUUAGCAAGAAGUAUAUCCUAGCUUGUGAUUCAAUGACGCUGGUGAUUAACCCAAAAUAUUACGAUUUCUUUUCAAGGGUGCUGAUGCCCACUCAGCACUAUUGGCCUGUUCGAGAUGACAGUAAAUGUAACUCCAUAAAGUAUGCUGUUGAUUGGGGAAAUUCUCACAAGAAAAAGGCACAGAAAAUAGGGAAGGAGGGAAGCAAGUUCAUUCAACAAGAACUUAGUAUGGAAUAUGUAUACGAUUACAUGUUUCACCUCUUAACGGAAUACGCUAAGCUCCUAAGAUUCAAGCCAACCAAGCCUCCUGAAGCUGUUGAGGUCUGUCCCGAAUCUUUGGCCUGCCAAGCCAUAGGCAGGGAGAAGAAGUUCAUGGAGGACUCCAUGGUGAAGUCUGCAAACGUCGCUGGUCCGUGCAAUCUGCCUCCUCCCUUUAGCCCUGAGGAAUUCAGAGAGCUACAUCAGAGGAAAGAAAAGUCGAUGAACCAGGUCGAAAUGCUGGAGCGAAAUGCUUCAAAGCCCGAGGAGAGAAAUGCUUCAAAGCCUGAGGAUAGCAAUCGCUGACAACUCCCUGGUCCUUUUAACUUACCUGAGGACAUGCAUAUAAAGUUUGUUAAGCUAUUUAGGAUUCAUGGUUGUACUAAUUUUGUAGUGGUGAUACCAACAACUCCUAGUUUGAUUGUUCCAUUGCGUAACAUCUAAGUUGAAGAUGCUUUUAGAUCUCUCCUGAUCUCCCUCCGUUCAUACGUUGUCAGUUUUUCCCAUUUGUUAUUUUAGUUGGAGAAGUAUAUUUUUUAAGGGUAUUAGGAAUCCUA